UUUGACGUGGAGGAAUUUUAAAUUGUGUUGUUUGUCUCUCAGUCUCUGCAACAAACAGCGAAAAAAAACUUUAUUAAUAAUUAUUUGUGUUUAGUUAAGAAAAAAAAUUACGUGAAUGACAAACAAAAAACUGUAGAAACAUUAUUUAAGAAAUUUAUUAAUUAUAAUUUAUUGUGUGAAACUAUUGAACAAAAAAUGCAAUUAAAAGGAAAUUAUUAUUUUUAGUGAAAAGCUGUAAAUUGAGCUACGUUGCGAUAUUUGGUCAGCAAAUGAAUCGCACCUAAUGCAUCAAAAUCCAAUUUAUAUCACAUGAAAUUGUUGAACUCGUCAAUCAAGUCAUCCAUAAAAAUGCAACAAUCCUGUUUCCGUGCACACUACACCUACUUUUCAAGCGUUACUUCCUGACUUGAUGCGUACGUUGUCAGACAACGACGACUGUUACUUCCCCAAAAAAAGCAAAAGUGUAACACGACGUUGUAAAGAAGGAAUUAUUUAAUUGGAAGCAGCUCAAAAAAAGUGUGCCUUAAGACAACACAAAAAAUUUGAAACAUGACAAAAGCAAGCAAUUCAACAAACAAUUAAGAAACAUUUAAACAAAAAAAAAAGUGAAAAAAAAAGAGAAACACGUGCUUUAAUUUAUACAAAUAUUUACAUAAAUAAUAAGAAAACAAAAAAUGGCUUACCGACAUUCUCCAAUAGCGGCGUAUUCGGGCGACGAUUUGGAAUCUCGCAGCGGAGAUGAUCGCCCUGAAAGUGUAAAUCUUGACGAUUUGCCCGUUUAUGAGUUGGAACAUUUGGCAACUUUUACCGUGACAAAAGAAACGGGAAUUUUGUAUCCAGCUGAUGGCAUGCGAAAAUUGUUGCAACUUGAAAAGACAACAGGAAUUUGGUCGCAAAAGAUGAAACUUUGUCUUGACAGAUCUUGGGUAUUAAUUAUGGAUUUCGAGACAGGAAAUAUUAUUGAACGUUUUCAAGCAGCAUCGAUUCAAGAACCAACAGCGUUCACAAGUAACGAUCCCAUGGAGAUGUACAAUAACAUUCUUGUGUUCAUUGUAGGCACUGGCGGACCAAAUUCGCGUUCAGAAAUGCACAUUUUUCAGUGUCAAAGAAUUUCGGCAGUACAUUUAGUCGAAGACUUGAAGCAAUUGCGGGACGGCAAAUUGAUAAAUAGUCGCGACGCGAUGCCUCAUUACGAGCAACAACGCAAUAGACCCGUAAUUGGAGCCAGCGGCGGAGGAAGAGCGAAUCGCGCCGAAUAUAUUCGAGAUCGGGAGCGUGAACGCGAAGAACGUCAUUACAAUCACAAUAACGACACGGAUAGCGAAUUGGGCGGCUUGAAUGACGAAACAAGUUCGACGAGCAGCGAAAAGUACGAACGUGAUGUCACAGUUUUGAAUCAUUGUUUCGACGAUAUUGAGAAGUUUAUUGCGCGUUUGCAACAUGCAGCAGCGGCUUCGCGUGAACUUGAACGUCGUCGUAAGAACCGAAAAUCGAAGAAAAAGGAUCCGGGCGAAGGAUUAUUGACUUUACGAACUCGUCCUCCGCACGAAAAGGAGUUUGUGGAUAUUUUUUCAAAGUUCAAGUUGUCCUUUAACCUCUUGGCGAAGCUAAAGGCGCACAUUCACGAUCCAAAUGCUCCGGAAUUGGUUCAUUUUCUGUUCACGCCUCUUGCAUUGAUUGUCGACGCAUCACAUGAUUCGUAUUACGAUCCAAAUUUGCCUGCACGAGUCGUUACUCCGUUGCUUACACGAGAUGCUAUUAACUUGUUGGUCAAUUGUGUCACGAGCAAAGAAACAGAAUUGUGGCGAUCUCUCGGCGAUGCAUGGACAAUUCCGCGAGAUCAAUGGAAAGAUGGAGCUGUUACGACAUAUCAUCCCGUUUUCUUCGAUGGAUGGUCUCCCGAAUUUCCCGUUAUCGAUGAAUUAGAUGCCGGCGUGGGUCCUUCAACACCAAAUAAUCACAAGAAACGCUUCGAUUUGCUUCCAUCGCACUCGCAGGAUUACACAGACUACGAAUUUGAUCAUAAUGCGCAUCAUCCGCCGCAUGCUGGAAGUCCCGGAUUACGAGAUUUUAGUGCACGCAGCGAAAUUUCCGUGGAUUCGAUUGAACGAAAUGGCGAACGGGGCGCAAAUGGAGGCUCAAGUAGUCGAAAUGAACAUCAUCAUGCAAUUGUACAUCAUCAUGGGCAUGGACCUCCGCCUCCGCCGAAUGUUUUGCAACAUCAUCAUCCGUCGUCGUCGUCUUCGCAUCAUCAAAAUAACGGCGUCGAUCGCGGCGAUACAUGGAUUGAGGAUUUACAAGCCAAGGGUGCUAAAAUUGUUCAAGUCACUUAUCCGAGAACGGCAAACAACGACAAAGAAUUGACUGUCGAACGAGGAGAAUAUUUAGAAAUCCUUGAUGACAGUCGAAAAUGGUGGAAAGCUCGUAACGCUCGUGGUCAAAUUGCUCACGUGCCUCAUACAAUUGUCUCUGUCGUAACAUACGAAAAUGGAGACGGCCCAUAUCGCAAUGGAAAAGACGACAGAUAUCAAGGAUCCAACAGCAAUAACAACGAUACUUCCCCGGGCUCAGCAGAUUGGGUUCGAAACAAACAUCUCGUGAAUGGCAAUGGUGUUAGUAGUUUUCAACGGUAUUCGUCAUUCACGUCAGAGCACAGUUUGGAAGCUUUUAGACAUUCCGUUGAUGAUAAACUAACAAGUAGUACUCCUAAUAGACUUAGUAGUAGAAAUAGUAAUGGCAUGAUUGGUAAAACUCCGCCGCCUGCGCCUCCAAUGCCCGCAAAAUUACCCGUAACUCCGAUUGGUUUGCACGUACCGCCCACAAGUGUUCCGACAACGCCAAAUGGCGACAAAAAGAAUGAUAAUCGUCGUUCUGUCACGGAGCCCACAACUCCUGUAGGAAAUGAUAUGCAUCGCGAAUUGAAAGAAGUUCUUACGUUAUUCCGUGAAAAGAAACGCAACAUUGAGAUAAUUCGAACGCCCGACAUUUACAUCACACAAACAUCAAACCCCGAAGAAGUUCAAAAUUGGUUAAGGGAGAAAUGCUUUUCGGAAAAUGCCAUGAAACGAUUGAAAGGAUUGACAGGAAAUGAGUUGUUUGCAUUGAAAAAGGAAACUUUGGAAGAGUAUUGCGGCACGGAGGAAGGAAAACGACUUGCAUCACAAAUUACCAUACAACGAAAUGUCUCGGGAUACAAAACAACGCGAUCAUCAGAGCUAAUGGGAAUUCUUGCAAAAGUUCGACAAAAAACAGAAGGACUUAAUGGAGUUCAAGAACUGUCAAAUGAGAAUCAUAUCAACAAUGAGUCCGAAAGUUAAGAAAGUGUCAUUCAGAAAUGAAAGAAACAGCUUUUCAACAAAAAUUAUUAACAAAAAAAAAAGUAUUUUGAAGCCAUUCCAUUUAUGAUAAUAAGAUUAAUUCAGCAAAAAUGCCUUUUCUUAUACCAAAACAAAACAAUUAGAAAUAAAACCAAAAACUUGCAUGCCUUUAAUUAGUAUUUAAAAGACUGUAGUCAAUACGACAAGAAUUGUAAA
Molecule: messenger RNA, 3533 nt
Organism: Culicoides brevitarsis
Lineage: Eukaryota; Metazoa; Arthropoda; Insecta; Diptera; Ceratopogonidae
Product: epidermal growth factor receptor kinase substrate 8-like protein 2
Exons: 11
Coding region: 675-3317 (880 amino acids)
Biological process (GO): regulation of Rho protein signal transduction; Rho protein signal transduction
Cellular component (GO): plasma membrane
Molecular function (GO): actin binding
Source: RefSeq, a predicted model, not a curated record